Closterium sp. Naga37s-1 is the source of this 465-nucleotide messenger RNA. The record is from the annotation of a GenBank genome assembly. NCBI's taxonomy places the organism in Eukaryota, Viridiplantae, Streptophyta, Zygnematophyceae, Desmidiales, Closteriaceae.
AUGCGGAACACCAUGCCAUAUAAAGCACUUCCUUGCACUGCGCUCUCCACCACCCACCACCAGAACCCCUCAGCACUCACCAGCUCCCACACCUCUCCCAAACCUGCCCCCGUUGGUGGGGUAAGGAGGGAGCUGGGUCGCGUGGAAAUGAGGCUGCAGAGGAGAAAGAGCAGUGCGGCAGAGAGGGAAGCCACUGCGAAGUUGCUACAGCUGGCUGAGACAAUAGUCACCCCCACGAUUCCUAGGCUUAGUGCUCUAACCAUUUGCCAGAAGGCGGAUUGGGAUAUGGUCGGUGGGGAGGAGGACAGGUGGGAGGAGGUCAAGAGUGGUGAGGAGGAGGAGGAGGAGGAGGAGGAGGAGGAGGAGGAGGAGGAGGAGGAGGAGGAAGAGGAGGAGGAGGAGGAGGAGGAGGAGGAGGAGGAGGAGGAGGAGGGGUUGGCCGCGGUGGGAGGUGGUGCAAGGUGA